Trichoplusia ni (cabbage looper) is the source of this 1704-nucleotide messenger RNA. RefSeq lists its product as uncharacterized. The record is from RefSeq and is a predicted model, not a curated record. The transcript has a single exon. NCBI's taxonomy places the organism in Eukaryota, Metazoa, Arthropoda, Insecta, Lepidoptera, Noctuidae. The coding region runs from base 913 to 1704 and encodes 263 amino acids.
GGAUUUUCACCAAAAAUCAUUGAGAGGCGUCGUUUUGAACAGUGACUCCAUACUUGUGUCUGAUGACAUUUCUAAAAGAGAUUCAUAUAUCUCGUUUGAUAUGUUUUUAGGCUUUUCCAAGUUGGGUAUAAAAGGAUUAUUAAUCCAUGAAUUCACUUUAAUUGUUGUAUUGUGUUCUUCGGGAAAAUACUUUUCAAAAGAUGCGCGCAUCGAACUGAGAUAUUGGACCAAUUCUUCAAACACAUCAUCUUCAAACAUUUCUGAAUCGUUUUCGCUAACAAACUCACUGAGUAACGUAAAACUUUCUAUUUCUUUCUUACCAAUGCAAAUGAUCCAAAAAUCUAAUUUUCUUUUAAAAGCAGUUAUUUUAUUAUAGGCCUGAAACACUGUUGUCUGUUUACCUUGCAACGAUAAGUUUAAUUCGUUAAGUUUUUGAAAGAUAUCCGCCAAAAAAGCCAAUCGGAACAACCAAGUUUUAUCAUACAAACGGGCCUUCAAAUUAAAAGAAGUAUCUGCUGCAAGAAACAUUUGUAACUCGGCUAAGUUCAAAUAGCCUUGUUAAAGUUUUACCCCGAGACAGCCAUCGCACUUCUGUAUGGAGCAGCAGUGUUUUAUGUUUGCUGCCAUAAUCUUCACACAAUAAUGAGAACAAUCGGGAUUGUAGUGGUCGUGAUUUGAUAAAAUUAAUUAUUUUUACCGCUUCAUCCAUAACUAAUUGUGGGAUUUGUGGGUAGACACAGUGAGACACACAUAUAUUUUUUUUUUGCUCCUAUUUAUUAAUCUUAUUCUAGAAUAUUUUAAUGUUUUGACCGACCCAGUUGCUUCAUAGACCCCCCUUUACUCACUAAUAACUGUUUUCAAGUCAUUUACGCUACUUUUUAACUUUCACCUUUGACCCCGCACUUCAUCACCAUGGAUGCUAAACUAGCACUGAACCUGGAAGAGUUGGAAUCCCUCUUCACUACAAAGAUGGCUGCUUAUGAAGCAAAGUUGGCAUCCGCUACCGCUGGCUCCUCCUCCUCUGCUGCUUCAACACCAGUUGCAAGUCUAACCUCACUCUCGCAAGAAUUUAGUGACUUCAAAAGCUUUGUUAUGCAAGCUCUUUCAAAGUUCAAAACUCAAUUGGAGUUACUUUCACAAGGUUUUGACAGGCAUGAAACUAUUAUGCGGCGCAAGGUGCUUUUAAUCCAUGGAGUCCCUGAAGCUAAAGAUGAGAAGGUCCCUGAUGUUGUCUCUCAAGUAUUCCAUGACAGCUUGAAGUUGAACGAGCUCUCCAGGGAGAACAUCCAUGUGUGCCACCGGUUAGGAUCAGGCAAGCGUUCCAGGCCAAUACUUGUCAGGUUUUUCACCACCGAGCAUCGCCAACUUGUUUGGGAUGCCAAGAAAUCACUUAAAGGUACCGGUUACACUAUAUCUGAAUUCUUGACUCGUAUGCGACACCAAACCUUCGUUGCCGCACGCAAACAUUUUGGAAUGUCUAAUUGCUGGUCGAGUGAGGGCAAGAUAUUAAUCAUCACUCCUGACAAGUCUCGUCACAAAUUAGAAAGCAUGGAUGAACUUCAAAAACUUCUUUCUAAAUAUCCCCUGAGCAACGAUGUCCUUGCGCAGCCGGCAGUUCCAACUUCGCCUCAGCCUGCUCCAUUGUCUUCCGAGCCCGCUACACCCGUCAACAAGCUCCAAAGAAGGUUAAAGCGUCGCAAUUAA